Aspergillus tanneri is the source of this 1782-nucleotide messenger RNA. RefSeq lists its product as uncharacterized. The transcript has a single exon. Gene Ontology annotation, biological process: GPI anchor biosynthetic process. The record is from RefSeq and is a predicted model, not a curated record. Gene Ontology annotation, cellular component: endoplasmic reticulum. Lineage: Eukaryota; Fungi; Ascomycota; Eurotiomycetes; Eurotiales; Aspergillaceae. Bases 1 to 1782 code for a protein of 593 amino acids.
AUGCUCACCGGCCUCCUCCCGCUGGCGAUAGCAGCUACCGUCUACCUCUACCUCUACCCGGCCUUCCAUGGCUGCGCAUUUCCUCUUCCCAACGAUGAGCACACUGGUCUUUUACCAGGCUGCUUCCUCUCGACGAUUCGCCAACAUUUCGCGCCACAGUCCGAGUUUGAGUCCGCGAAUCCCCCAGCGAUCUUCCGACUUCUCGUCAUAGCCGACCCCCAACUCGAAGGAGACAGCUCUCUUCCCAAACCCGAAGAUGAGCUCCGGGCGCGCCUUGAUGCGUACCGCUCUAGCCUGAUAUCUGCUAUUCAGGGUGAAUCGUCGUCCUCUCGAUACCGUGACGUGUUGGGCGCCCUCUUUGCCGCGCUGCAAUCAUUCGUAGUCGAUGACAUCCCUCGCACCUUGCGGGCCGCCCGCAAGCGACUCGAUCUCUUGGGCAACGAUUACUAUCUGGCCCAUAUCUAUCGCACACUCCACUGGUGGAGCCGUCCUACGCAUGUCACUGUGCUAGGUGACUUGAUCGGGAGCCAAUGGGUGACGGACGAGGAGUUCGACCGUCGCGGUGACCGGUACUGGCAUCGUGUGUUCAAGGGGGGUAUACGGGUGAGCGAUGCUCUCACAGGCACUGCCACAACAGAGAAUAUCGGGGACGAGGGUGAGAGCCAGAACGUGGUCGACCCGGCUGAGACGUUACUGAAUGGUACCGACUCGAUCUGGUCGCAACGCCUCAUCAACAUUGCGGGCAACCAUGACAUUGGAUAUUCCGGGGAUGCUAGUGAGGCACGGAUUGAGCGCUUCGAACGCGUGUUUGGCCGUUCCAAUUGGGACAUCAGAUUCCAACAUCCGGUGAAGGUGCAGAUGCAGUCGGAUCUUGAUGGCGAGCAUUCCACCACCGCUACACCGACUCUACACCUGAUUAACCUAAACACGUUGACGCUUGACACGCCAGCACUAUCCUCGGAUGUUCAGUCCCGCAGCUACGACUACAUAAAUGACCUCAUUACGCGCCGAACGUACCCUGUGGAGGACCGAACAUCGUUCACGCUACUUCUCACACAUCUUCCGCUGCAUAAACGGGAGGGGAUCUGCACUGAUGGACCGCAUUUCGCAUUUUUUGACUCCGACGACGAGGACGGCCCCGAUGACGUACCGCGUUUCAAAGAGGGCGGGCUUCGCGAGCAGAACCACCUCAGCGACCACGUCAGCGCCAAUGGCAUCCUCCAGGGUAUCUUCGGUAUGACCGGUGACGAGGACGCUGCCGGUGGAGGAUGGGGCCGCAACGGCCUAAUCCUCACCGGCCACGACCACACAGGCUGUGACGUGGUACACUACAUUGACCGAACGAAGGAAACCACAGACCCCAAUACUACCGGAGAUGCCAACGGCACGGACGACCAGACACAGGCCGAACAGCCGGCUUGGAAAUGGAGUGCACGGCACUAUGGCAGCUCGAAUAACCUCAACACCUCACUGGCUCAUACGCCGUCUAUUCGAGAAGUCACACUUCGCUCCAUGAUGGGGGAAUACGGUGGUAAUGCCGGGCUCCUCUCCUUGUGGUUCGACACCGACCCGGCCGUCAAUGAAUGGAAAUACGAGAUCACCAUGUGCAAGGCCGGGGUGCAACAUGUAUGGUGGGCAGUGCACGUAGUUGAUCUCGUGGUCGUGAUCCUGAUUUUGGUCUAUCUGGCGAGCUCUUUUGGGUCGAGGUCUCCAAAGCCCAGGAAUAUUUCGGAGAAAAAGCCCGCUCGACAGAAAGGGAAGCCGGGGGCUGAAUCAUCCUAA